Mytilinidion resinicola is the source of this 1854-nucleotide messenger RNA. RefSeq lists its product as uncharacterized. The coding region runs from base 1 to 1512 and encodes 503 amino acids. Gene Ontology annotation, cellular component: membrane. Gene Ontology annotation, molecular function: transmembrane transporter activity. The transcript is spliced from 6 exons. Lineage: Eukaryota; Fungi; Ascomycota; Dothideomycetes; Mytilinidiales; Mytilinidiaceae. Gene Ontology annotation, biological process: transmembrane transport. The record is from RefSeq and is a predicted model, not a curated record.
AUGAGAGCCAUCUUGCUCGCAUUGGGAAAAGGCCGACGAUUUGGCCUGGUAUCAAUGUUGGGUAUGUCGACCACCUUAAUGUUGACAUGGGAAGGUAUCCUCGUGUACUUUGGAUCUGGUCUGUCCAACGGAGGUAGCGCCGGUCUAGUAUACUCCUACAUUUUAUCCUGGAUAGGAUUUCUAUGCGUCAUGACCUCUUUGGCAGAACUGGCCUCUAUUGCACCGACUUCCUCGGGACAGUAUCAUUGGGUUUUCAUGCUGGCGCCAAAGAGCAUCCGUAAUCUGUUGAGCUAUUUGACGGGGUGGCUAUCCAUUGCUGUUUGGCAAGCCAUGGUCGCCAUGUCCGGAUGCCUUUGCGCCACCUUGAUCCAAGGAUUGCUAGUCCUAAACCACCCAGACUCGUACACCUCUCACGGCUGGCAUGGAACGCUCCUCAUCUGGUCCGCUGUAAUUUUCGCCUUCAUUGUCAACUCGAUUCUUGGCCGUUGGCUGCCGAAGAUUGAGGGUUUUAUUCUUUAUGUCCACGUGUUCGGAUUUUUCGCUAUUCUCAUUCCACUUCUUCAACUUGCUAAGCGCGUUACGGCCGAGGAGGUAUUCACAAAAUGGAAUAACGAAGGUGGAUGGCCGUCCAUGGGAUUGAGUUUCCUUGUUGGCAUGAUUACGAACAUCGGACCAUUCAUAGGAGCCGAUGGAGCCGUUCACAUGGCCGAAGAGACCCAUAAUGCUGCAUUUAUAGUUCCCUGGAACAUAAUCAUCACCGUGGUAUUGAACGGAUGUCUGGGGUUCGGAAUGCUUCUUACAACGCUCUUCUGCAUGGGAGAUCUCAAGUCAGCCAUGGAUACACCAACCCACUACCCUUUUAUCCAGAUAUUUUUCGAUUCUACAAGGUCUUAUGCGGGAACCACUCUCAUGGUAUGCAUACCUCUUGUGUUAUCGUAUGCUGCGAUAUUCGGACAAUUUGCUGGUGCAUCACGGCAACUGUGGGCAUUUGCCAGAGAUCGUGGCCCGCCCCUCUCCGAGCGUCUUCUUCUUGUAAAUCCAAGAUCUUUCCUACCUAUGAAUGCAGUAUGGGCCACAUGCUGCAUCUCUAUGACUCUCGGUUUAAUCAACAUCGGCUCACUCCAGGCCUUGGAAAACAUCCUUUCAUUUACCGUGAGUUCAUGGGAGGCCGCAGCUUCCAUUCCCCUCGGUCUUCUUCUCUGGAGCCGAGUGACGGGCAGAAUCAAAUCACGCCACUACACCUCGGACGAGUUCACUGCCGACCCAGAUAAACCUCUAGUCUGGGGACCAUGGCGCGUACCUGAGCCUCUUGGAACAUGUCUGAACACUAUUGGACUGGCUUGGAUUAUCCUCGCAUUCUUCUUCAGCUUUUGGCCAGGGAAUAUAGACGUGAAACCGGAGAGCAUGAAUUAUAGCUCGUUGAUGACAGGGUUUUGGUUUCUGUUUGGAAUAGGGUAUUAUAUGGUUUGGGGGAGGAAGUUCUAUAAUGGUCCAAUUAUGGAAACUCGGUAAAGGAUCAUGCCAGCUUCCCGCGUUGGUCUCGUGCCUUUUUAGGUCAUAUGAGGUGUUUUGAAAAGUUCGAAGAGGAAAAUGACUAUGGAGCAUCACCUGUUCUAUGUCCGUGGUUUUCUCCUCCUACAUUUUCCCAUGGUUAGCCUUUCCUCUUCUCUAUGCUUUAUUUGACCGGCUCGGCGUCUGUUUCCCCGUGAAGACCGAGCAAAGUGAGAUGAGAAAGAAUAGAUGCUCUGAAAAUCCUUUGUUCAAAUAAAAUGUACAGGGGGCUCCCAAGAUCGUGAACAGGUAUGGUAUAGUUUUACCAAAUGUCUGCUUCCACAUUGUAAAAGAACAUAUCUU